Radiomyces spectabilis is the source of this 1077-nucleotide messenger RNA. Its product is annotated as fructose-bisphosphate aldolase, class II. Gene Ontology annotation, biological process: glycolytic process; gluconeogenesis. Gene Ontology annotation, molecular function: zinc ion binding; fructose-bisphosphate aldolase activity. The transcript has 2 exons. Gene Ontology annotation, cellular component: cytosol. The coding region runs from base 1 to 1077 and encodes 358 amino acids. The record is from RefSeq and is a predicted model, not a curated record. Lineage: Eukaryota; Fungi; Mucoromycota; Mucoromycetes; Mucorales; Radiomycetaceae.
AUGGGUAUUCUCGAUAUUGCUCCUACUGGUGUCAUUACUGGCGAUCACGUUCUCAACGUGUUGAACUAUGCUCAAAAGCAUAAUUUUGCUAUUCCUGCCGUCAAUGUCACAAGCACAUCCACCAUCAAUGCAGUCUUGGAGGCUGCUCGUGAAGCCAAGUCUCCCAUCAUUAUCCAAUUCUCUCAAGGCGGAGCCGCCUUCUUUGCCGGCAAGGGUCUUGGAAACUCUGACCAAGAAGCAUCUAUUAUUGGCGCUGUUGCUGGUGCACAGUACGUCCGCUCUGUCGCCAAGGCGUACGGCAUUCCUGUGAUUUUGCACACCGAUCAUUGUGCCAAAAAGUUGUUGCCUUGGUUCGACGGCAUGCUUGCUGCCGAUGAAGCUUACUUCAAGGACCACAAUGAACCUCUCUUCUCUUCUCACAUGCUCGACUUGUCAGCCGAAGACAAGGAUUACAACAUCAACACAUGUGUUUCGUACUUGAAACGCAUGGCUCCCAUGAAGCUUUGGCUCGAAAUGGAAAUCGGUAUUACCGGUGGCGAAGAAGAUGGUGUCAACAACGACGAUGUGUCAAAUAACUCCUUGUUCUCUCAGCCGGAGGAUAUCUGGGAUAUCUACAGCGCCUUCAAGAAAGUGUCGCCCUACUUCUCCAUUGCCGCUGCGUUCGGUAACGUCCACGGCUCUUAUGCUCCCGGUAACGUCAAGUUGCACCCUGAAUUGCUCGCCAAGCACCAAAAGUUUGUCCAGGAGAAGCUCGGUUGCGAAACCGAUCGUCCCGUCCUCUUUGUAUUCCACGGUGGUUCCGGUUCUACCAAGAAGGAAAUUGCCGAUGCUGUGUCAUUCGGCGUGGUCAAGAUGAACGUCGAUACCGAUAUCCAGUGGGCCUACUGGGAAGGUCUCCGUGAUUACUACAAGAAGAACCACGAUUACCUUCAAACCAACGUCGGUAACCCUGAAGGCCAGGAUAAACCCAACAAGAAGUACUACGAUCCUCGCGUCUGGAUACGUGAAGCAGAAAAGACAAUGAUUAAGCGCGUCAGAGAAGCAUGUGAAGAUUUGGGUAACGUCAACCGUUUGUAA